AUGACAUCCCUAGAGGCAAUUGUGUCCCAGAUGCCUGUGGCUGAGGGCAAGAGUGUCCAGCAGACGGUGGAGCUCCUCACCAGGAAAUUGGAGAUGCUUGGGGCAGAGAAACAAGGAACAUUUUGUGUAGACUGUGAGACUUACCACACAGCUGCCUCCACUCUGGGCAGCCAAGGCCAGGCUGGGAAGCUGAUGUACGUGAUGCAUAACUCAGAGCACCCCCUGAGCUGCUUUGCUCUCUUUGAGAAUGGGCCUUGCCUUAUCGCUGACACCAACUUCGAUGUGCUCAUGCUGAAGCUCAAGGGCUUUUUCCAGAGUGCCAAGGCCAGCAAGAUUGAGACCCGGGGUACUCGCUACCAGUACUGUGACUUCCUGGUGAAGGUGGGCACAGUCACAAUGGGGCCCAGUGCCCGUGGCAUCUCUGUGGAGGUGGAGUAUGGCCCUUGUGUGGUGGCUAGUGACUGCUGGAGCCUCCUGCUUGAGUUCCUACAGAGCUUUUUAGGCAGCCACACACCGGGGGCCCCCACAGUAUUUGGGAGUAGACACGAUGCUGUGUAUGGGCCAGCAGAUACCAUGAUACAGUACAUGGAACUCUUCAACAAGAUCCGAAAACAGCAGCAGGUGCCAGUGGCGGGAAUUCGUUAG
Molecule: messenger RNA, 645 nt
Organism: Phodopus roborovskii (desert hamster)
Lineage: Eukaryota; Metazoa; Chordata; Mammalia; Rodentia; Cricetidae
Gene: Med20
Product: mediator complex subunit 20
Exons: 4
Coding region: 1-645 (214 amino acids)
Biological process (GO): regulation of transcription by RNA polymerase II
Cellular component (GO): mediator complex
Molecular function (GO): transcription coactivator activity
Source: RefSeq, a predicted model, not a curated record